This is a messenger RNA of Talaromyces marneffei, 2715 nucleotides long. RefSeq lists its product as uncharacterized. Gene Ontology annotation, molecular function: oxidoreductase activity. Bases 1 to 2715 code for a protein of 904 amino acids. The transcript has 6 exons. NCBI's taxonomy places the organism in Eukaryota, Fungi, Ascomycota, Eurotiomycetes, Eurotiales, Trichocomaceae. The record is from RefSeq and is a predicted model, not a curated record.
AUGUCCGAACUGCGAUAUGACGGCCAGACCGUCGUGGUCACUGGCGCUGGUGGUGGAUUGGGUAAGGCAUACUGUUUGUUCUUUGGCUCGAGAGGCGCCAACGUUGUCGUCAACGAUCUCGGUGGUUCUCACAAAGGCGAGGGCAACUCGACAAGGGCCGCCGAUGUCGUCGUCGAGGAAAUCCGCAAGGCUGGCGGAAAAGCUGUCGCAAACUACGACAGCGUGGAGAACGGAGAGGCAAUUAUCGACACAGCCAUCAAGAACUUUGGCCGCAUCGAUAUUCUCAUCAACAAUGCCGGUAUCCUGCGCGACAUCUCAUUCAAGAACAUGCAAGACAAGGAUUGGGAUUUGAUCAACGCGGUUCACAUUUACGGUGCAUACAAGUGCGCUCGUGCAGCAUGGCCUCACUUUAGGAAACAAAAGUACGGUCGAGUGAUUAACACCUCUUCGGCUGCUGGUCUGUUUGGUAACUUUGGCCAGACCAACUACUCCGCUGCCAAAAUGAGUCAAGUCGGUUUCACCGAAACCCUCGCCAAGGAGGGUGCCAAAUAUAACAUUAUCGCCAACGUCAUUGCACCUAUAGCUGCUAGCCGAAUGACCGCCACCAUUCUGCCCCCCGAGAUCCUUGAGCACUUCAAACCUGAAUGGGUCGUUCCUCUUGUCGCAGUUCUAACACACUCCUCCAACACUACUGAAUCCGGAGGCAUCUUUGAAGUCGGCGGUGGUAGCAUUGCCAAGUACCGAUGGGAACGUGCCAAAGGAGCUCUGUUGAAGACCGACUCUACCCUGACUCCCCAAGCCAUCCUGGCCAAGUGGAGCGAUGUGAACGAUUUCUCCAAACCCAGCUACCCCUCUGGUCCUGCAGACUUCAUGACCUUGUUGGAAGAAGCCCAGAAACUUCCUGCCAACCCAUCUGCUCCUGAUCUCAACUUCAACGGGCGCGUGGCUUUGGUAACUGGUGGCGGUGCUGGUCUCGGACGAGCAUACUGUCUUCUCUUCGCCAAGCUUGGCGCUUCAGUCGUUGUCAACGACUUGGCUGACCCAGAGCCUGUUGUUCAAGAGAUCAUCAAGGCAGGCGGCAAGGCUGUCGGUAACAAGGCCUCUGCAGAAGAUGGCGAUGCAGUGGUCAAGGCUGCUAUUGAUGCCUUUGGCCGUAUUGACAUUGUCGUUAACAAUGCUGGUAUUCUCCGGGACAAGGCCUUCACCAACAUGGAUGACAACCUCUGGAAUCCAGUCAUGAACGUGCACCUCCGCGGUACAUACAAGGUUACCAAGGCAGCCUGGCCUUACUUCUUGAAGCAAAAGUAUGGCCGUGUCAUCAACACUACCAGCACCAGUGGUAUCUAUGGCAACUUCGGACAAGCCAACUACUCUGCCGCUAAAUCUGGAAUUCUCGGAUUCUCUCGUGCGCUGGCUGUUGAGGGGGCCAAAUACAAUAUCAAGGUCAACACCAUUGCCCCCAACGCUGGUACCAACAUGACCCGAACAAUCUUGCCAGAGGAGAUGGUCCAGGCUUUCAAGCCUGAUUACGUUGCUCCUCUUGUCGUUUUGCUUGCUUCUGAUGCCCUCGAGCCUGGCACCAAGGGCCUUUUCGAGGUCGGCAGUGGUUGGUACGCUGAAACCCGCUGGCAAAGAAGCGGCGGCCAUUCCUUCCCAGUCGAUGUGGCCUUGACUCCCGAGGCUCUUCUUGCUCAAUGGAAGAAGAUUGUCGACUUUGACGAUGGUCGUGCUGACCACCCUGUGGACGCGUCAGCUGGUUCUGAACGUGCCAUGGCCAAUAUUAACAACAAAGCUGGUGGUUCAGCCAAGGCCGCUCCUAGCGCCGACGAAGGCAUCUUAGCCAACAUUGAAAAGGCCAAGAAGAUGACUACUGAGGGCACACCAUUCAACUGGACUGACCGUGAUAUCAUCUUGUACAACAUUAGUCUGGGUGCUAAGCGCACAGAUCUGCCGUUGGUUUAUGAGAACAACGAGAACUUCCAGGCUCUUCCAACAUUUGGUGUUAUCCCAUGGUUUGACACAGUGACUCCUUAUAACCUGGACGAUAUUGUUAAGAACUUCUCCCCGAUGAUGUUGCUUCACGGCGAGCAGUAUCUCGAGAUUCGCAAGUUCCCCAUCCCCACGGAGGCUAAGACAGUUACCGUGCCUAAAUUGAUUGAUGUCGUUGACAAGGGCAACGCCGCCAUUGUUGUAUCUGGUUUCACUACCAAGGAUGCACGAACUGGCGAAGAUUUGUUCUACAAUGAGUCCACCAUUUUCAUCCGAGGCAGCGGUGGUUUCGGUGGAUCUCCCAAGCCUACUGCUGCUCGAUCAAAGGGAGCCGUCGCAGCUUACAAGCCUCCUAAGCGCCCUGCCGAUGUCGUAGUUGAAGAGAAGACAUCCGAAGACCAGGCCGCUUUGUAUCGAUUGAACGGUGACCGUAACCCCCUCCACCUCGACCCCGAAUUCAGCAAGGUUGGCGGAUUCAAGACCCCUAUUCUUCACGGUCUCUGCUUCCUUGGUAUCUCUGGUAAACACGUAUACCAGAAAUUCGGUGCUUUCAAGAACCUCAAGGUCCGCUUUGCUGGCGUUGUGCUUCCAGGACAGACCCUUAAGACAGAGAUGUGGAAAGAAGGCAAUAUGGUUCUUUUCCAGACUACUGUUGUCGAGACUGGCAAGUUUGCUAUUACUGGUGCAGGUGCGGAGUUGUUGUCGGAUGGAAAGGCGAAGUUGUAA